Coturnix japonica (Japanese quail) is the source of this 7441-nucleotide messenger RNA. RefSeq names its product zinc finger protein 654 (gene ZNF654). Gene Ontology annotation, cellular component: nucleus. Gene Ontology annotation, molecular function: DNA binding; DNA-binding transcription factor activity, RNA polymerase II-specific. Lineage: Eukaryota; Metazoa; Chordata; Aves; Galliformes; Phasianidae. Gene Ontology annotation, biological process: regulation of transcription by RNA polymerase II. The record is from RefSeq and is a predicted model, not a curated record.
GCGCGGAGGGGCGGGGGCAGGGGGGCGCUCGGUACGCGCAGGGCGGCCGGAGCAGCAUGGCGGAAGACGAGAGCGACCAGGAGUCGGAGCGGCUCAGCGAGGAGCUGGAGGCCCUGGCGGCUCCGGGCCCUCCCGUCGGUCUGCCGGCCCUGCUCCACAGCCAGUAUUACUGCCGCCGAUUCUGCCAGGUUGUUGAAGACUAUGCUGGAAGAUGGCAGGUUCCUCUGCCUCAGCUUCAGGUGCUUCAGACAGCUCUCUGUUGUUUCACAUCUGCCUGUGUAUCAUUCCCAGCUGAAUGUGAGCACGUACAAUACGUAUUGAGUAGCCUAGCUUUGAGUUUUUUUGAAUUGCUGCUGUUCUUUGGAAAGGAUGAGUUCUAUGAAGAUCCUUUGAAAGAUAUUUUAGGUUCAAUCCAGGAAUGUCAGAACCUUCUAAAUAAAUACAGAAAUAUAAACCUGGAAUUAGUGACUCGAAUAAUUCGAGAUGGUGGACCUUGGGAGGAUCCAGUAUUACAAGCAAUUCUUAAAGCAAAGCCUGUAUCACAGGAAUUAGUUAAUAAAUAUUUAAGCUCUGAAAAUCCACUGUUCUUUGAACUACGUGCCAGAUACCUUAUUGCCUGCGAACGCAUCCCUGAGGCAAUGGCUCUUAUCAAAUCUUGCAUAAAUCAUCCAGAUAUCAGUAAAGAUCUGUAUUUCCAUCAAGCACUUUUCACCUGUCUUUAUAUGUCACCAUUAGAAGAUCAGCUAUUCCAGGAGCACUUGUUGAGGACUGAUUGCAAGAGUGGAAUUGAGAUCAUCUGCAACACUGAAAAAGAAGGGAAGACUACCUUAGCCUUACAACUAUGUGAAUCGUUCCUAGUCCCACAGCUCCAAAAUGGGGACAUGUAUUGUAUAUGGGACCUGAUCUUCAUUUGGAGUAAACUGCAGCUGAAAUCUAACCCCUCAAAACAAGUAUUUGUUGACCAGUGCUACCAGCUUUUAAGAAUUGCUACAAAUGUCAGAGUAAUUUUCCCUUUCAUGAAAGUAAUUAAGGAUGAAGUUGGUGAGGAUGGUCUUCAGAUAUGUGUUGAGAUAUGUGGAUGCGCCCUUCAGUUGGACCUCCGUGAAGACCCCACUAUGAAAAGUCUUAUUUACAAAGCAAUUGCUCACUUUCUGCCAAAUGACUUGGAGAUCCUCAGAAUUUGUGCGCUUUCGAUCUUUUUUCUUGAGCGUACUUUGGAAUCUUACUACACCGUUGAACAUUUAUAUAAAUGUGCAGAUGAGGAAUAUAAUGAAUGCACUAGUUCUGUUCAAAACCGUGUACGUUUUGAAUUGCUUCCUAUUUUGAAAAAAGGUUUGUUUUUUGAUCCUGAGUUUUGGAAUUUCUUGAUGAUCAAGCAGAACUGUUUAGCUUUAUUGGAGGAUAAAGCCUUUGCUGGCUUAAGUGAAACUACACUGGAAAACUCUACUGCAAAUGUAGAGAAGUUAACAGAGUAUAGGGCUAUGAGUGAGGAACAUGUCUGUUCAACAGAUGUAGGCAAUGGGGAACUUGACACUGACGACCUCUCUGAAGCCCAGUCCAAAGGUAAUGCCAAAAAGAACCACGAAACUCAUGAAGCAUCUAAAAUGUUAGAUAAUACUGUACCAAGACACCGCUGUGUGAUAUGCAACAAGGAAUUCUUUGGUGAUCACAUUGUGAAACAUGCACAAGCUCACCAGAAAAAGGGCAGUUUUUCUUGCGUACUUUGCAACAGAAAAUUCAGGCAGAAAGGACUUAUGCUAAAGCACUUAAGGAACCAUGUCAGAAAGAUAGAAAGGCAACAUCUUGCUGCAGUCCUUGAGGCCAGUAAGCAGGCUCAGAUUUGUAAUGAACUAGAAUGUUCUGAUGUUUGUCCCUCCCUUGAAAAUGGGGGCUCUGUUGGUUCUAAAGAGGAUGAACGAGAGAUUGCAACAGUUCCAAGUGCUGACGUGGAACAGGAGAAGGCUGAACAGGUAUUCAGUGCAGUGGAAAACCAUCUCAGUGACCAGGACGAUGUUACUGAAAAUAGUAGUUGUGACAGCUGCUUUAAUAAUGCUCCUGAUGCUUUAAGUACAGAAAGCUUGCCUGAAGAUGAUGAGAACUCCAGUAAAGAGUCACCUAUUUUGCAUAAAGUGAAUGGAGCUUUUUCUCCCCAAAAAUAUAUAGAUGCUAUGGAUCAAGAAGGAAGCUUGAAGUGCCCUGCUAAUGGUUGUGCCAGAGUGUUUAAAAAGAUUCGAUUUCUCAAUAAGCAUGCAAGAAAAGCUCAUCCAACUGAUUUGAAGGUACAGGAACAUAUAAUGAAAUGGAAUAAAGGAAAAUGUCGGUUCUGUCAGAGAAAAUUUGCUGAUUCCCAACAUUUUAUAGACCACCUGAAGAGACAUGUGUAUCCAAAUGUUUACUUUUGUUUACACUUCAAUUGUAAUCAGAGAUUUAAGCUGUCAACUGAGCUAGCAGAGCAUACAAAAAGUCAUAAUGUUUUUAAAGCUCAGUGCAAUUUUGCAGAGUGUUGUGAGCUUUUUGAGGAGCUUCCUUUGCUGUAUGAACAUGAGGCUCAGCAUUACUUAAGUAAAGCGUCAGAGUGUUCAGAAGAUGCCAGUGAAAAGGAUUCUUCAGAUGACCCUUCAGAACAUGGUAGUUGCCAUGGUGAUGAUGAAUCUGUUAAUGAAAAAGAAACUGUAGAUCUACCGAUUCCAACUUGGAAGUCAAGGAAGGAUUCUACAGAACCAAAGACAUAUAUUCAAAGUAUUGAGAAGAAAGCAAUUAAUGUAAUGCAGAAUGGAAAUGAAAGUUCAUCUGAGGGCACUGCAACGGUUUUGAUAGACCAAAAGGCACCUGUUUUACAGCCAAAUUCUGAAAACUGUACUGUUAGUGACCAACUAGUCAAUGGGCACAGUGACCCAAAUCAAACGUCAUCAAAGUCAUCAGAAACACCUUUGAACAGAGUGGUAGAUGAAACAAGGACAGAGAAUGGGUCGGUGUUACCCGUUUUACAGAAUUCUCACGAUACAACACAAAAUAAUGCUGCUCCGUCACAACUACCUUCUAAACCAAAUCAGACAACGGAAAACACUUCAUAUGGUGUCAUCUUAACAAAACCAUAUGUUAGACCCUUGCCUCCAAGUUAUCUUGAUGAACGAUACAUUAGCAUGCCAAAACGUAGAAAAAUGUUGACUGAUAAAGCAGAUGCUCAUUCAGAACAAGAUAAAUGUUGUAGUAAAACAACAGAAAGAUUUAGAUGUGGCAACUGCUUGACCAUCUACUGUAAUUCAGAAGCACUUGAGGCUCAUCUUGCACAAAAGAAAUGUCAGACGCUCUUUGGAUUCGAUUCAGAUGAUGAAAGUGCCUGAUUCAACAUUGUGGGAAAAUGUAUCGAAUGAGGAGUGGUGUAAGAAAACACUACAUGAAGAAGCAGGAGUUUGUUUCCCAGUUGGCCUUAAAUCAUAAAGCAGUCUCAAAUUACUAAAGAAAACAUGACCUUGAUAAAGACAAAGCACAUUUUCUAGACAGAACUCACAGAGGAGUAGUGGGAGCUCUGCAGCUUUUGAAUCCAGGAAGGUUGCUACAAAAUCCCCAAAGUACCAGUUAUCCAAAAAACCACAUCCAUUCCAAAUGUGUGAUUGAAGCUUAGCGGCACAGUCUUUCUAGCACAAAGGUCUAAGGAGAACAAUGCAUACAGCUGAACAGGCAGAGAAAGCAAAAGCAUUAAUUGCCUUAUAGAAGUAAAACAGCUGGCUCUGUAAGCUGCUUUAGUUAUGAAACAUGGUUAGAGUUUUCUUCAUCCACUCAGCUUGGAGGAAGUCAUUCAAGAAUGUGUCACUUUAUGCUGAAAUGUGUAGAGGAACUAAAUGUUCUUUUUUCAGAGUUUAAGUAUGUGAUUCCAUUAUCUGCUAAAAAGUGGAGCUCACUUAAUAAACCAAUACUUGGAAUCUGAAAAGAACAAUGCAGAAAAAAAAAAUUAACGUGGAUGGAAAGCUCUAACAGCAAAAAGAAAACCCAACCCUUGAGGUACAGAGCACGCAAGCAAGAAGUGCAUUGGUGUGAUAUUAAGUAAGUUAUGCAAAGCGGAAAUCAGAUGCAUGCAGGAGAAGGCCUUUACAAGUCUGUGGUUAAAGUACAUGUAGGGUGUCCCAUAAAACAUCUGAUUUACAUACAGGAAGGCUAUUACAAGCAGUACAUGCACAAGUUCUGUGAAUAUUAACAAGUGCAGAGGGUUAGGCUUGCACUACAGGAGAGAGUUUGUUUUUAUGCAAAUACAGGGAUCUUUCAGUUGCUAUUAUGACUAAAGAGAACUUGAAAAGGUUUUUUGUUUUGUUUUGUUUUUUAAAUUCUUUGUUUUAAAAAAGAAAUAAUGACAGACGAAACCAGGGGAUGUGUGUCAAGGUAGAAAAAAGAUCAGGAAGAGCUUAUUUCGCACAUGUGGUAUUACCUAAUGGUGGUAGGUCACAACUCAAUAGUGUAAUAAAAUAUUUGCUGUCUAAAAGAAGGGAGAAAAUGUGCAUCAACUCAACCUGAAGAUACAGUACAACCGUAUCUAGCAGCAUCUCUUGAGAAGGUAGCCUUUCCCAGAAGUUAGUGAAGGAGCUAAGUUAAUGUUAAGCACUUUAUCCAGCAACUGACUGUUCAUAAAAGCGAUCACAGAGUUUGUGAAGGUAAGGAUUUUUUAGUCUUUCACCUGCCUAGAUCCCAAAGACAGGAUGUUUGGAAGCAUGAGUUGGUGCGAAUGAUCUUUAUGGUUCCAUUCCAAAUCAGUUUAUUUGAUUCUGUGAAACCAAAAAGAUACUGUUACAGUUUUUGAUCUCCAUGCUCCAGAGGUGUUGCAAACAAGCACAUUGUCUAAUUAGUGUGUUAAUUUAUCUUCUAAUAACUCUCUUAUAUCUUGCCAUAAAAGUUAUUUUUGAAGUCAUACUCUGUGUUGUUGUUACCUGAAAAUAUUUAUGUGAUUACGGUCACAGAAGGUCCAAUGAUGAAAAAUGGUGUGUACAAAUGAAAUCAGCAGAGAAAUGUAGAACAGCAAAGACCAACUGUUCCUGCUCAGCUGUUUUGCUUCCUGAAUAGUUCAUCGCAACAUCUGUAUGACUUAGUAAGAUGAUCAGCUUGCUUAAAAUGAGCUGCAUAAAAAUUAAUGAGUAAAAAGAAACAACACACGAGGUAAAGAUUUGCUCAUUGUAGUAAUGGCUCACACUUGCAAACUUAAGGGUUUCACUGAAAGAUAAGCCCUUAAAUAGUUCUGGAACUUAAUAGUUUCAUUAAUGCCUCUGCUAAUAGUCCUCUGUAAAGGUGCAGAUAUUUGCAUUAAUUCUGCUUCCUCCUUCCUGAGAGGUAAAAAAGAAAACGAAAUCAGAUUUAUUUUUAUUUUUAUUUUUUGUAAUUCUGGUGUGUUUUUUUCUUUGCCUUUCCUUUAAGUUGGAUUAACAUAAAAGGGUAUAAAAUUAUGAUCACAGAUAUGCGUACAUUACAUUGAUAUCAAUGGCUGGCCCACUUUGAGAGAUCCUUGUGACAUUUGAGGCACCAAAGAAUUUUUUAUUUUUGCAUUUGCGGAAAAGUAGUUUAAAUGUGUCAUUCAUAUAUAUUGAAUACACACAGUCUAUAUGUAUAUUUACAUAUAUGAAUACAUAUGUGGCGCAAGUGGUAGAAGUGCCGCUCUGCAGCACAGAGGCUCGAAUCCCGGGGGUUGGACUCGAUGAUCUCUAAGGUCCCUUCCAACCCACACCAGACUAUUACCUAUUAAAACAUUUCAAAUACAAGGGACUGUAUCAGCAAAAUGCACUUUCACGUUUUUGGUUGGUUUUUGUUUUUUGUUGUUUUUUUUUUUGCUUCAAGCUACCAACUAUGAGUAAUUUAUAAGGACCCAGUUAACAUCUUGAAUGUUCCCAGACUCCCCGUUCUUUGCUUAACAUCUGUUAAAUUUGCUGAAGUAUAUUUGGGUGGUGGUGGGGGGGGGAAAGAAAGGUAAUUCUAAACUAUAGCAGUUUUGAAAAUCUGGGAACUCAGUCAAUAGAUGUGACAAAUGUUUGUGUAAAGUCCUUUAAGUGUACCUUGAAUCUUUGGUGCUUUUUACAUUUUCCUGGAGCUCCGUGUGUUUGAAUAUGCUUUAAAAACAUGACUGAAACUUGUGGUUUUUUCUUUUGGUUUAAAGUGUGUAGAUAAAUGCAUCUAUGUAUGUGCAUAAACUGUGACCAUAAUUUUUUGUACCUGUAUUAAACUCAUUUUUGUUCAAAGAUGCUUUUCUUGGACACCACCAUUUGUUUAUACCACGUGUUAAGAAUAUUCACACGAGAGAACUGAAAGACGGAAUUCUGAUGUAGGUGAGCAUUAGGUGUCACUUAAUGCCUAUCAGAAAUAUCUCAAAUUGACUGCAAGUGGGUGGUAAAAUGUUUGUUUUAAGUAAAGAUUUUACUUCAGAAGACACUGUAUUUUCUUUAAACUGUUUUCUAAUACCUGUCGGUGUUCUCAGAUAGCUGCAGUAUUCACUUACAAGCAAAAAGAUCUAAUAUGUGUGGGAUAAUUCCACAUAUUUUCUUAGGAUUCUUUAGUAUGUUGAGCAUUAUCCUAUACUAAGCCUGCAACUUUUAGGUCUGAAAAAGGUUGUGAGUCUAGAAUUGUAAGGUUUAGUCCCAGGCGUUAAACAUAUAAUGGGAAAUAAUUCAUCAGGACUUGAUUCAGUAAAUGCUGGAGUAUGUGUGUAACGUAAGCAUGGAUGUUUAUGAAAAUUGGCCUCAAGUUACACACGGACCUAGUAGCUUCACUGGAUCAAAGUUUGUGCAUUGUAUUGCUGAUGAUCAUGUUUCAAUAGCGCUCCUUCAGGUGGCUUCAAAUUGGAUUUGAAGUUUCAUUGUAAACAUCAGUAACCUGCUGACAGUUCACUGUAAAGGUCAUGCAAGCUCUUAUUCUCAGAGUUGCCACUUGGGCACCUUUCACAAAAGAAUAUAAUUAUUAAAAGUGGUCAUAUCUGUGGGGGAAAAGGUCACUGGUACUUUGGUUCUUUAGCCAUAUUCAUUGAAACUAUAUAAAUUGUAUAGUUUGGAUAAUUUAUAAUAUUAAACUCUGUGAUUUUUUUAAUAUCACAUUGAAGGUUCAGCUGUACUCAUUUCUUUUACUGUUUAACACCGGCGAUAUGGACGGAAGACUCAAAGGGGGGUGGUAGUGUUACUAUUUUCUUAAUUUAUUUGGUACUGUAUAACACCUUUCUGAUUAAAUGCAGCGUAUGCAUUUCGGGACUCUGUUAAUUUGUUACAAGCUGUUACAGGUUCAGCAAGAAAGGAGAUUUGUGCUUCCUUGUUGAAUGUUAAAUUAUUUUCCUUUGCAUUUUCUAUGAGAGUACAAAUUAAAACUGAGCCAUCAAACUGCAAUAAAUCGACAGUAGUGUUUCAUUUUAAAGAAAAAAACCUUUUUGUACUGUACAUAGAUUUGUUCAAUAAAACGUUGUCUUUGUUGUUGAUAGAAA